AUUAGCUACUCAGACAUCACUCCUCAACCCUUCUCUACAACCACUUGCUUCAAAGCAUCCAACCCAGCCCAACCCAACCAUCAAAAUGAAGUUCUUCACUGUCGCUGCUUUCUUCGCCGCCGCCGUCAUGGCCUCUCCGACCGCUCCUAUUCCCGGUGCUGCCGCCGGUAACGGUAACGCGCCAGAGAUCACUCAGUCUCAGACCAAGAUCAAUCAGUCCCAGCAGAAUAGCUGGAAUACCGUAUGCAGUGCUCAGAAGGGCUACCACCCCGUCUGCUGUGACAAGGUGGACGCCUCGAAGACUUCGACCGCAAAUCUCGGUCUUCUGAGUGGCCUCCUCGGUAAUGGUCUAGGUGACAUUCUCGGUCUCAACAACCUUGUUGGAGGCAACCCUGAGGCUUGCAGUGGUCUUGUUUCCGCCCUCAACAAGCAAUGCCAGACCAACAUCGGUUGCUGCCAGCAGAACUCCGAUAGCAGCAACACCCAGAACGGGCUCCUCAACCUCAACCUCCAGGCUCCUUGCCUUCUCAGCAACGGCCUGUAAUCAACUCGCCAUUUGGUUACGAAAUCCUGCGUAUCAUUGGACAUAAUGCAGCUUUCUUGGUCCUCGCCGCUGCAUCAAGAUCGCUACCGUUCUCGCGAUUUGUGCACAAAUGAUUUGAGAUAUAUGGUUCACUUCGCUCAUUCUGUACACUCUAGCAAGUUUAUCCUCGUGGCAGCUUAUGCAUACUAGAGUUGCCCGCCUGUUAAUAAUUAGAAUUGAACAAUACUGUCAUUAUCAUGAAUUGGUUAUUUCGUGCGAUGUAUUUUCUCGUCUCGAUUGUUUGCGC
Molecule: messenger RNA, 830 nt
Organism: Aspergillus caelatus
Lineage: Eukaryota; Fungi; Ascomycota; Eurotiomycetes; Eurotiales; Aspergillaceae
Exons: 3
Coding region: 86-544 (152 amino acids)
Source: RefSeq, a predicted model, not a curated record